This is a messenger RNA of Pyricularia oryzae 70-15, 2756 nucleotides long. RefSeq lists its product as uncharacterized. Gene Ontology annotation, molecular function: glutaminyl-tRNA synthase (glutamine-hydrolyzing) activity. The transcript has 3 exons. The record is from RefSeq and is a predicted model, not a curated record. The coding region runs from base 126 to 785 and encodes 219 amino acids. NCBI's taxonomy places the organism in Eukaryota, Fungi, Ascomycota, Sordariomycetes, Magnaporthales, Pyriculariaceae. Gene Ontology annotation, biological process: glutaminyl-tRNAGln biosynthesis via transamidation; regulation of translational fidelity.
AGCGUCUUGAUCUGGUGCAAUAAAAACACCGUCAUUAAUACAGUUAAUUAAACAAAUGCCAUCUCAUCGUUCCAUACGUUAAUAGUCAGCCCCAGGACUCUGACGACUCUCAUAUCAGGAUCAAAAUGGCCAACUCAAGCAGAGUCGGCGCGCGCUUUAGCCAGGCUUUGCGCCAACAACAAAAGCUCUCAUCAGCGUGCAUCACAACGCGCCACCUGGGAACGGUCUCAUCGUCUAUAUCAUCCUCAUCAUCACAGCAGCAACAACAAAAAACAGACUUCAAAGACCUCCUCUCCCGCCCGACCUGGUCUGUCCGCUCCCUCCUUCCAUCUACCACAACCUCUUCAGAACCUACAAACACAAUAUCCCCCUCCCAACUAACCCACCUACACUCCCUCUCCGCCCUACCCAACCCAACCACUCCUUCCACCCUCGAGUCCCUCACCCGCACCCUCCAGUCCCAGCUCCACUUUGUCCGCGCCAUACAGGCCGUAGACACCACUGGGGUUGCUCCACUAUCCGCCAUCCGGGAUGAGACCGCGGCCGGCCGCAGGGAGCAGACCGUCACGCUCGACCACCUGGCCGAGGUGCUUCAGAGCGAGAGGUCUGUUGGUCGUGCGCGGAGGCCCAGGAGGCUGAGGGUGACUGCCGCCACUACAAAGGGUGCAGAGUCUGGCCGGGUCAGCACAGAUGGUGAGCCGGGCUGGGACGUUCUAGGAGCUGCAAAGCGUCGGGCUGGACAGUAUUUCGUCGUGAAGAGCUCUUCCUCAAAACAGGAAUCUUGAAGGAUAGCAUCGCAUAUGUGAAGAGGAUGGUACCUAAGCAAUUUCUCCACCCAAGAUGCGUUGCCUCCUCAUUUGUAAUAGUUACAUCGACGAAGCCGCGGCGGAACCACAAAGUCACGAAUAAAUGUGAAUUCGUGGUUCAGCAACCAGAGAUACCACAAAUAAUGCAAAGCUUGCCUCCACUGCAUCUCGGUUGUAAAUGCUGUUUGUGCUCCAUUCCAUGCGACGCCCAAUAUAAUGCAACAAAUCCAUUUCCUUUUUUUUUCUUUCCCUCUUUUUUUUUCUUUAUUGUUUUCUUGUUCUUGUUCGUUUUCCACCGUACUGUCUAACCUGUUUCCUAGUUCCUCUUCCUCUUCUUGGAACCUGGAAUUCGAGUCGCCGGCUGUUUCUUUUUGGGUGUGGUUGAAGGCAUCGUUGCACCGUUCUCCUUGGCCAUUGCAGCAUCCUUGGCUGCAGUCUCCUCCCUCUUCUUGGCGGCGAGCUCAUCGUUGUACCUCUGCAUCCGCUUAUCAUAGUCGAUACGGUCCUCCAGAACUCUCAGCUCCUCUUCCUUGGCCACGACAACUGCUCCAUCAAUGUCUUCCCAGCCUAAGUUCUUGAGGAUGGUGCCGACUAGAUACUGGUACCGCAGAUGAUUGGUGAUCAGAGCGCUGGCGUUGACGUUCUCCACGCCGUUCUGCUUGUCGAUGCAUUGUAGGCCGGCUAUGCCGAACUGGACGCAUCCGUGUCGGACCAAGAAGGCCAGCAUGUAGUCGUUCUCAGAGUAGACGUUGAUCAAGCGGCCCGAAACGGCACUUCUGAGAACAGACCAUACUCGACUAUCCGAUGAGACUGGUGCGCCCAUUAUAACGACGUUCUCGACGAUUCCUAGCAUGCGUCGCUCCACCAACGUCAUCAGGCAGUUGUAGAUGACCCGUGCUCCGAGACUGUACCCAACGAGAGUGACACCGCGUUCGCCUUGAACGCGGCUCAUGAGAGCCUCUGCGAGCACUGAGCCUGUUUUAUCUGCCCUCACCAUGCAAGUGCCCCAGAUGUUGUCGACGAUCUUACUGAGCUUGAGCAGAGAAGGUGGCCAUUGCUCUAGCCAGGUCUUGUUGCCGAGGGUGGCGUACACUGUGGCGUUGCUCAGCAUCUGAAAAGCCGUUGAGCCAGUGGAACUACUCCGACGAGCAGCAAAAUCACGUUUUGCUUCCGACCAGGCCUUGCUGCGUGCCACUGUCACCAGCGCCUUGCCCAUGUCGACGAGCGAAUCAGCUUCCCACCGCAGUCCAUAGACUUCACCUUGCGAGCCAAAUACUUCCCAUGUCUCUGACUCGACCAUCUUGCCGGCGCCUCGGGUCCCGUAAAUACCGAAGAGGGUGCCGACCACCAUGUUGUUAUAAGCCAUGGGCCCGAGUAGUCCGUUCGUAGUGGCAGGGCUGAUGCUGGCACCACCGCCUUGGGCCGAACCGAAGCCAGCGGCUGCGAGCGGCGGAAGCAGACCGCCAUUCGUAGUCUCUGACCGCAUUCGCCGCAUGUCCUUCUUUUCAUCCCCCCUCUUGGGAAUCUGUAGAUCCUCAAUGCAGAUCUCAGAAGCAAGGCGGGACAGCCCGUUGGCAACACGUACCUCGUCUCCACCAAGCAUAUGAGGAGGGACCUGCAAAGAUGUGGCAAGGUAAAGCAUCAGGGUUCUCGAAUAAGCCGUAUAGGUGUCGAGAGACAGCAGAAGCAUCAGCAUUGAGUGAAGGAUCAAGCGUCUCUUGGGCAUUGGCAGAGUCGAGAGGGCGGUAACUGCCGGAGCGUAAAGCUGUAGGAGUACAGCGUCCGCAUCUGUGGUUGUGGAGGAUUGCGAAUCUAGGUCUGUUAGUCUUCUGAAGCACGAAAGUGACUGGAUGAGCCUCAUUGAAUACAUGCCAUUGGACUGCUUAAUAGGCCUCAUAACUCCUGGCCCUGCGCCCGCCUUGGCCAUGCUAGGGGCACCCUUAAAGGCGG